AUGGCCGCCAAGGUUCCUCGCAACUUCCGCCUGCUGGAGGAGCUGGAGAAGGGUGAGAAGGGUCUCGGCGCCGAGGCCUGCAGUUACGGUCUUGAGGAUCCCGAGGAUCUUCUCAUGAGCAACUGGAACGGCACCAUCCUCGGUCCCCCUCAUUCCGUCCACGAGAACCGCAUCUACAGCGUCAAGAUGCACUGCGGCCCUGAGUACCCUGACCUCCCCCCCACGAUCCAGUUCGUCAGCCAGGUCAACCUGCCCUGCGUCAACCCAACCAACGGUGUCGUCGAUCCUAGCCAGCUGCCCUGCCUUGCCCAGUGGAAGCGGGAGAACACUAUGGAGACGAUCCUCAUUGAGCUGCGACGAUACAUGGCCUCUUCCCACAACAAGAAGAUCCCCCAGCCUCCCGAGGGCUCUACCUACUCGUAA
Molecule: messenger RNA, 423 nt
Organism: Fusarium keratoplasticum
Lineage: Eukaryota; Fungi; Ascomycota; Sordariomycetes; Hypocreales; Nectriaceae
Product: UBC core domain-containing protein
Exons: 3
Coding region: 1-423 (140 amino acids)
Biological process (GO): protein K63-linked ubiquitination; DNA damage tolerance
Cellular component (GO): nucleus
Source: RefSeq, a predicted model, not a curated record